Molecule: messenger RNA, 14155 nt
Organism: Coregonus sp. 'balchen'
Lineage: Eukaryota; Metazoa; Chordata; Actinopteri; Salmoniformes; Salmonidae
Source: the annotation of a GenBank genome assembly
AUGUAUUUCCAGCAAAGUUGGCGAGACAAGCGGUUGGCAUACGCUGAGCUGCCCCUCAACCUGACUCUGGAUAACCGCGUGGCGGACCAGCUGUGGCUCCCAGACACCUACUUCCUCAACGACAAGAAGUCCUUCCUGCAUGGCGUGACAGUGAAGAACCGUAUGAUUCGACUGCAUCCUGAUGGCACCGUGUUAUAUGGGCUCAGGUAAAGCUAACUUUCAUUGGAAUUCUACUGUAACUAAACUGGUUAAAGCCUGGCCUGUCAGACAGGACUGGAAGAGACCUUGAGAGCAGUGAGGCAUGGGAGAAACUAGGUCUGUGUCUAAAUAGUAUCAGGGCCCUCCCACCUUUUUGCUUUCCUUACUUCCAUGAAAAAAAACAUGAGUCCAGAGAAUCCCUGAUGAAAGCACGACUAACUUAAAUGAUUUUGCUUAAUUUCUGAUGACAGGAUUUUUUAUUUAUUUUUAUUUUAUUUCACCUUUAUUUAACCAGGUAAGCCAGUUGAGAACAAGUUCUCAUUUACAACUGCGACCUGGCCAAGAUAAAGCAAAGCAGUGCGAUAAAAACAACAACACAGAGUUACAUAUGGGGUAAAAAAACAUAAAGUCAAAAAAUACAACAGAAAAUAUAUAUACAGUGUGUGCAAAUGUAGCAAGUUAUGGAGGUAAGGCAAUAAAUAGGCUAUAGUGCAAAAUAAUUACAAUUAGUAUUAACACUGGAAUGCUAGAUGUGCAAGAGAUUAUUGUGCAAAUAGAGAUACUGGGGUGCAAAAGAGCAAAAUAAAUAACAAUAUAGGGAUGAGGUAGUUGGGUGGGCUAAUUUCAGAUGGGCUGUGUACAGGUGCAGUGAUCGGUAAGGUGCUCUGACAACUGAUGCUUCAAUUCAUGAUUCAAUUGUAAGUAGUUAUAGCCUACCUUGACAAUUACCUGACAUGUACACUGAGUAUACCCCCCCCCCCCCACCCUUACCCUCAGAACAGCCUCAAUUCGUCAGGGCAUGGACUCUACAAGGGAUGCUGGCCCAUGUUGAAUCCAAUGCUUCCUACAGUUGUGUCAAGUUGGCUGGAUGUCCUUUGGGUGGAGGACCAUUCUUGAUACAUAUGGGAAACUGUUGAGCGUGAAAAACCCAGCAGCUUUGCAGUUCUGGUGUGCCUGGCACCUAAUACCAUACCCCGUUCAAAGGCACUUAAAUAUUUUGACUUGCCCAUUCACCCUCUGAAUGACACAUAUACGCAAUCCAUGUUUCAACUGUCUCAAGGCUUAAAAAUCCUUAUUUAACCUGUCUCCUCCCCUUCAUCUACACUGAUUGAAGUGGAUUUAACAAGUGACAUCAAUAAGGGAUCAUAGCUUUCACCUGGAUUCACCUGGUCCGUUUAUGUCAUGGAAGAAGGAGGUGUUCCUAAUGUUUUGUCCACUCAGUGUACAGUCAGGUCCAAAAGUAUUGGCACUCUUGAUAAAGAGGAGCAAAAAAGACUGUAAAAUAAAUAAUACAAAUACUGAGCCAUAUUGUAUGCUAAAAAAAUAAGAGAAUUAUAUUAUUUUAUACUAAUACAAUUGCUCAGAGAAAGAGAUUUUGUUUAGUAAGUAAUACUUUUGUUUCUACAAAAAAUAGUACAGGGCAAAAUGAUUGACACCUCUGUUUAAUAUACCUUUCAGUACCACACCUUACGAGCAUAACGGCACCUUUUUCUAAUGUUUUAUGAGAUUGGAAGACACAUUGGGAGGGAUCUUAGACAAUUCCUCCAUACAUAAUCUUUACAGAUCCUUAAUAUCCUUUGUCCUUUGCCAAUGGACUGUCCUGUUCAAUUCAAACCACAGGUUUUCAAUGGGGUUCAAGUUCGGAGACUGAGAUGGCCAUUGCAAAAUAUUGAUUUUGUGCUAAAUUAACAAUUUCUUUGUGGAUUUUGAUGUGUGCUUGGUGUCAUUGUCUUGCUGGAAGAUCCACUUGCGGCCAAGUUUGUCUGCAUAAGCUUCUUUCUUUCAACGCCUAACCUACCACUGGUGUGCAUUGCCAAAGAGCUCUAUUUUCAGGUCAUCCAACAAAUGUAAAUGCCUGGAGUUUGCUAAACGCCAUUGGCACUUGGAUUGGAACUGGUGCAUUGGUCAGAUGACAUAAAUAGAGCUGUUUGGCCAGGUACACCAGUGGUGGGUUUGGCGUUGAAAACGGAAGCAUAUGCAGAAAAGUACCUCAUACCUACGGUCAAAUAUGGUGGUGGAUCUUUGAUGUUAUGGGGCUAUUUUGCUUCUACUGGUCAUGGGGCUCUUGUUAAGGUCAACGGCAUCAUGAACUUUACCCAGUACCAUGACUUUUUAGCCAAAAAACUGGUUUCCUCUGCCAGGAGGCUGAAACUUGGCCGCAAAUGUAUCUUCCAAUAAGACAAUGACCCCAAGCACCUUCACUUGAAAACGCUUGUUAUCUAACGCCUGCCUCAGACUACUCGUAGAAGUGUGUUGUUAGAUGCUUUUUGCCCUCCCGCGUCCCUUAAACACAGAAGAUAUCCGCUAAACAUAGAAUCACAUGGUUUAUCCGUCUCUCUGUGACUGCCGAUAACUUCAAAACAAAGUUUACAACAAAUAUAAAGUUGCCAAUGUGCAAUUGAUACAAACAGGCAACGUAUAAAAAAAUGCUUCAAAUGAAAACUGAGAUGACUGCAUUAAAAUAUGAAUACAGUAGGCUAAAGGCCUAGUUCAAUCAUAUUGAAAUACAUUUCAUGUUCAAUCAAUUGAGUUCUAUUUUGCUGCUUGUAUUUGUUUCAAAAUAUUUCAUGAUGUGUAACUUAACAUGUGAGCAAUGAUGUGCCAAAUCUGUGAUUUACUUCAUUUUUAUUGGGUAAGCAUUAUAAUGAGCCGCCUCAGUAUUUGCAGCCGUAGGUGGUAAUAUCUCUCUAGGAGCUGAUCUGUCGUCAGUAUUGUGAAAUAAUUAUAAUGUUAAGGUAAGAGUUGAAUGGAGAAAGCUGAUGCUCCAACGACACACUUAGCGACCGACUGGUCUCUCUGCGUGGUUUUGGGAAACACAUGUUACAUCUUCAGCAAUUGUUAGAAAGAUGCAUCGUUAAAACACUCGUAAGCCUAAAUUCCAUCGCUAUCGGGAAACUGGGCCCAGUAUAGUACAGUGAGAAGAGCACAGUAGAGUGCAGUACAAUACAGUACAGUACAAUAUAGUACAGUACAAUAUAGUGAGUAGAGCACAGUAGAGUCCUAUACAGUACAGUAAAGAAAAGUAGAGUAUAGUACAGUAUAGUAGAGUAGUAUACAGUAUAUCUGAUUCUGUACUCUACUGUACUGAACUCUACUCUACUCUACUGCACUGUACUGUACUGCACUCUGCUGUGAUGUCCAUAUUGUGAAACAUAAAGAGAAUGACAUUCAAAUCCAUAAAUAUGCAUUUCUUUGUAGUACAGAUCAGGGACGCAUGAUGUAAACCAUUACCGUAAUUCCGUUACCGGGUGUAAAUCCACUUACUGUAGUUCAAUAACUAAAAGAUAUUUUUUCAAACUCAAGGUGUCAUGUCAUAGCUGACACACCCAUUCUGUCCGCAGACAUCUUUGAAUCUUAGUUCGAGCAGAUAUUUAACGUUUUUGGAAAACGUUGUCGCAUAAAAACCUGAGGGAGAUAUUUCCAUAAUUCCGUUACCAAAGUUUGCAUCUGCACAGUUCUUCCACUAAAUUAGUUUUUGACAAUUUUUCUGUGGAAAUUGUUAAAAGGAGUCCUUGUAUAUACAGUACCAGUAAAGAGUUUGGACACACCUACUCAUUCAAGGGUUUUUCUUUAUUUUUACUAUUUUCUACAUUGUACAAUAAUAGUGAAGACAUCAAAACUAUGAAAUAACACAUAUGGAAUCAUGUAGUAACCAAAAAAGUGUUAAACAAAUCAAAAUAUAUUUUAUAUUUGAGAUUUUUCAAAUAGCCACCCUUUGCCUUGAUGACAGCUUUGCACACUCUUGGCAUUCUCUCAACCAGAUUCACGAGGAAUGCUUUUCCAACAGUCUUGAAGGAGUUCCCACAUAUGCUGAGCACUUGUUGGCUGCUUUUCCUUCACUCUGCGGUCCAACUCAUCCCAAACCAUCUCAAUUGGGUUGAGGUCGGGGGAUUGUGGAGGCCAGGUCAUCUGAUGCAGCACUCCAUCACUCUCCUUCUUGGUCAAAUAGCCCUUACACAGCCUGGAGGUGUGUUUUGGGUCAUUGUCCUGUUGAAAAACAAAUGAUAGUCCCACUAAGCGCAAACCAGAUGGGAUGGCAUAUCGCUGCAGAAUGCUGUGGUAGCCAUGCUGGUUAAGUGUGCCUUGAAUUCUAAAUAAAUCACAGACAGUGUCACCAGCAAAGCACCCCCACACCAUCACACCUCCUCCUCCAUGCUUCACGGUGGGAACUACACAUGCAGAGAUCAUCCGUUCACCUACUCUGCGUCUCACAAAGACACGGCGGUUGGAACCAAAAAUCUCAAACCAUUGAAUGAGUAGGUGUGUCCACACUUUUGACUGGUACUGUAUGUACAAGGACUACUUUUAACAAUUUCCACAGAAAAAUUGUCAAAAACUAAUUUAGUGACUGUUUCCACGGGGGACCAGUAUGAAAAAUGUAUGUAAUGAAAAUAAUGUAUGCACUAACUGUAAGUCGCUCUGGAUAAGAGCGUCUGCUAAAUGACUCAAAUGUAAUGUAAAAUGUACAUAUGGUACACACGUAUGUGCUUUUCAAUCAAUUCAUUUGAAUUAACUUUAUUUGUUUAGCAUCAUGUGUCUCUGGUGAAUGGAGGCCUCAGAGGACAAGACAGAGAAUCACUGCUCUUUGGGUUAUAUAAUGCUGAUGUGCUUUGGCCAAUGAUGUUUGUUUCUUUGUUCCACAGGGCAAUCCCAUUUUUUUAUGUUUCAAAGCAUCUCCACAAUUAGUGGAGAUGGCAUUUUGCUCUUGUCAUGUCCCUAUUGUCUGGAAGAUUAAAUAUAGCUUAGGUUAUAGCUAGGUAAGCCUCUGGAAAAGGAUUGUGUUAUUUUCAAGAAUGGGGGACUUUGCGCAUGCCCUUGCUCAUUGACAUGAGAUAUCAUGAUAGCAUUAUCAGUGUCUGCAAGAGAAUGGCAUUCUUUUCCAUUCUUUGGUGGUUUUUCAGCCAGUCAGCAUACACUUUAUUAACACUGCCUCACUGAAUCACUCUGAGAUUGUUCAUAUCAACUAGGCCCUCAUCCCCAGUCCACCCCACCAAACACAGGGACAUCUUGGUGUCUGUCUCAGAGGGGUAGAUGUUUUAGGAUCUGUCAGACAGACUGUGGUAUUAAUGAGAGUUUGACGAUGUUUGGAAGUGAGACGGGGAACUAAUGGUCUGGAAAAUACUUACUUAAUAUGUCUCUUGGUGGAAUGAGCUGUGGGUGCAGGGGAAGGAGCGAAGGAGGGGUGGAAUGGGUAGCAGCAUCUCUUGCUACCCAGAGGGAGUUGGUGAAAAGGUGGAAGGAUGAAGUGAGGACAAAGUCAUGCCUGUGUAGAGUACAGAUUGCCUGUAGUAUAUAUUCAUGAUUGUAACAAAUAUGCCUCUGUGACUUAUCUUAAAGACCAUGACCCCUUUACCAUUCACGGGAAGACAUAUUUAUUUUGUAUUCCUGCUCAUUUGAUUGACAUGUGAGCUUCUCUUACAUGAGAAAAAACCUACAGUAUAAGCCUGGAUUGUUUUCAGCAGGCAUGACACGGGACACAACAUUGUUUUGAUUGUGCAACAGAAUGAAUGCAGCAGUCACCAUUGUAUGUAGCAGUCACUAUUGUAUGUAGCGGUCACCAUUGUAUGUAGCAGUCACUAUUGUAUGUAGCAGUCACUAUUGUAUGUAGCAGUCACUAUUGUAUAAAGCAGUCACCAUUGUAUGUAGCAGUCACCAUUGUAUGUAGCAGUCACUAUUGUAUGUAGCAGUCACUACUGUAUGUAGCAGUCACUAUUGUAUGUAGCAGUCACCAUUGUAUGUAGAUGUCACUAUUGUAUGUAGCAGUCACUAUUGUAUGUAGCAGUCACUAUUGUAUGUAUCAGUCACCAUUUUAUGUAGCAGUCGCUAUUGUAUGUAGCAGUCACCAUUGUAUGUAGAAGUCACCAUUGUAUGUGGCAGUCACUAUUGUAUGUAGCGGUCACCAUUGUAUGUAGCAGUCACUGCUGUGUAUGUAGCCGUCACUAUUGUAUGUAGCAGUCACUAUUGUAUGUAGCAGUCACUAUUGUAUGUAGCAGUCACUAUUGAAUGUAGCGGUCACCAUUGUAUGCAGCAGUCAGUGUUGUAUGUAGCGGUCACUAUUGUAUGUAGCAGUCACUAUUGUAUGUAGCAAUCACUAUUGUAUGUAACAGUCACUGCUGUGUAUGUAGCAGUCACUAUUGUAUGUAGCAGUCACCAUAGUACUGCACAAGACAGACAAAUAUAGUGCACCAUUUAUUUCUGUUUAUUUGUUUUACUGGAAGGGGGGUGAGAAGGAGGAGGAGGCGUACUUCCCAUCCACAAUUCUGUGCCCCAGAAAAAAGCCACAAAACACCCUCCUAAUCCCUCAUCACCACAAUGUCCCAGUUUCAUCAAUGAACCAGCCCAGACAGUGAGUCUGCAGUGAGGUGCCCACAGGGACCCACCCAGAGGACUGCGGGCUGCUGGGGGAGAGGAGCAUCCUGGGGCCCUUUCAAAGCAACACAGCCUCCAGAACCCCAGGGGACACAGGCUUUGUUUCUUUCUCCAACAUUUUGCAGCUUUGCUUUACAUUAGUCAUGUACAGUAAAGUUUUGAGAUAGAAAACAAUGUGCAAUGCAGAGUGAAAUGCCCUUGGUCUAUGAUAAAGCCGGAGGGGAGUAAUAAUGAGGUUGUGUUGGGCAAUCGGGAGAGUUCGAGUACUUUUGCUACAGCAUUAUGUCCUAACGCACCAAAGUAGAAGGAGUCAAAAAGUAUAUCAUCCCAAACGGUGACUCACUGUAUGGAAAUGGGUUCUGUUUUCAUCAUGGUUGUGUAGCCCCUGCUAACACUCCACAUUGUUUUUCUAUUGCACUCUAUACACUUCACCAAUACCUGUGCAUGUGUUUGACAGUAGAUGUGGUGGCUUGUAUUAGCCUGCACACUGCGAACCUCUUGCAAUGUGCUGAAUUGUCCAGCAACCUGGAAGACAGCAUGGACUCAGGCAUCCUAAAUAAUGCAUCCCAAAUGUAAAAUAGGCUGUUGUAAAGGGUAAACUUCCCCACCACUCUGUCCUGCCCCCUAACACACACACAUUGUUUAUCUUUCAAACUCUCCCCAUGAAUGUGGCGGUACAUCUGACACACAGGGGUGAUGAGUUGAAACUCAAUUCGUUUUCCCAUUCAGGCAAACCAGUGAGCUCCCUAGUUCAUUUACACAAGAAACCUGAAAGUAGGCGAAAGCUAGUAUGAUUUAACAGCACAAAUGUAAUUACUAAAAUGUGCUGCACUAGUUAAUAUCUCAGUUCAAUGCCAUAGACUCCCACACAAAUAAUCUGUAAGCAGUGCACUUUUCCUGGGUUUCUGGAUUUAUUGAAAUGGAAUAUAAUGAAUUUGCACCCCUCAUAAACACACCUGGCAGAAACAUGUAUAAACAUAGCAGUCAAUCACAAUUGAGUGUGAGAUUAAAGCAUAUACUCAAUGCACAGGUCCUAACAUUUUACUAAAUUUUCAACUGAUUCAAUGUAUCCCAAGGGAAUAAAACAAGCUUGGUAAAUUGACUUUCUGCAUUUGAUUGAUGGCUUUUGGGCUUGAAUGAAUUAGAUGUUUACAUUAAGCAUUAAAGAUUUACCUAUGGUUUUGUUUGAAGUUUUAAUGUUUCUAUAGGUAGAACUGUAAAUAGGAAGCGAACAGCUCCAGAUGUGUGUGAGGUUGCAGUCACAACAUAGAUCAGGGCUGUCAUGAGGCCUAUAUAUGAGCACUAAAAUGCUGCUCACUAAGACACAUUCAUUUUUUAUUCCAACCUCUCUCCGUUUGGAAUCCUCUUGCCUCAGUCAGAACACAUUCCCAACAACCUCACUUUCUGCUAUUUCAUUCAUUUAAAAUUCAUAAAGAGCUGACCACAGCUAUUAUGGAAGAUCACAAACAGUGGACCAGAUUAUGAGAAACGGAUCUAAAUGUAUCUUCCUCUUCUUCCCCCAUCCCUUCUCAUCCCUCACUCCUAAAAAUCCGACCUCAGACAGGUUGUAUGCAACACUAGCCUCCAAUGAUUGCAUUUCCUUUUUUCCUUUUUUACAACACGAGACAACUGCCUAACAUUACUCAAUUAAAGAUUCACAUUGUGCAGUGAAGGCUAAGCUACGAUUUCUUAUAGGUUACCAAGGUAACAGCGGUUCUCUCUACCCUCCCUUUUCUCUCACCCUGUAUGUCUCUGCUCUCAAUUUCUUCCAGAAUAACCACCACAGCAGCUUGCAUGAUGGACUUGAGGAGGUACCCCCUCGACGAACAGAACUGCACCCUGGAAAUCGAAAGCUGUAGGUGGACUUAUUAUAAACGUCUUCUCCCCCAUUCCUCUCCACUCUAGCUAAGUAACCUCCCAUCCCUCCCCCAACUGCCUGCCUGGGCUUCUUCUCAAGCAUCUCAGCAGAAAUGUCAUCCUGCCAUUUUCACUGGAUAUCCCAGCGUUUUAAAAACACAGCAAGGGACUUCCCAUGAUUGCAGGCAGGUUUUUAUAAUUGUAUUUUUUUUAUAAUUCAGCUCAUGUCUCUCUAUACAUUUAAGGCAAAAGUCAACUUUUAGACCUGUCAUACUGUAUGUCUCUAGAAGAAAAAUACAAAAGGAACCUUUUGCAUUUGAAGUUGUUUCUGUCAAUAUUCACAUUUAACCAUUUGCAUUAUCCUUACUGAAAGAUGAAGCCCAAGUCCUUCGGCCAAAAUUCUCCAUACAGUCUUACUUCACCCUCUAGCUUUGACUCCCGGGUGGUUCUGAUGUAUCUUGGACUCCCAGGUGGUUCUGAUAUAUAUUUGACUCCCGGGUCGUUCUGAUGUAUCUUGGACUCCCGGGUGGUUCUGAUAUAUCUUUGACUCUGGGGCAGUUCUGAUAUAUCUUUGACACAGGGGUGGUUCUGAUGUAUCUUUGGGUGGUUCUGAUGUAUCUUUGACUCUGGGGUGGUUCUGAUGUAUCUUUGACUCUGGGGUGGUUCUGAUGUGUCUUUGACUCUGGGGUGGUUUAGGUCUGGGCUGGGCUGGGCUGAUGUAUCUUUGACUGAGGUGGUUCUGGGUGCAGUCUGCAGAGGCCUGCUGUCAGCAGAAGUGAUCAUUAUGGAUAAUUUAAAGCAGCUAUCCUGGCCAACGUUAUUGGCAUCUCUGACUCUGAGUGCCAUUUCUUAUAGAUGCGUUAACUCAAAGGGCAAUGAAUGCAUUGACAGAAGCAGGUUAAAUUUUAAAUGCUUGCUUGUAUUUCAAUUAGAAGCCGUUACAUAUUGACCACUGAAUGAAACUUGAGCGGGCAGUUGGGCCCUGUCUGUCAUAACAACAUCAAUGCUCCUUUCAUGGCAAAGCAGCAUAGAGGCAUGGUGUUGGAUGGAUAUCUUUCAUCAACCCAAAAACAUGAUUCACUUGAUUUUACAGCCACAGCGAAAAAGGUUUGUCACAUCCUAACAUAUGCAAAUGUGAAACAUGCAAUGCAUACAGAGAAGUCACAGCUACAGUAUUCCUCUCCAAACCAAUGAUGUCAUGUCAUUGAUUUUCCCACUAGUGACAGCCAAGCAACAUAACAUGUCCAUGGCUUGGCCCUACCUAAGUAGACAUAAAGUGUAAUUAUGGAUAGACCUACCACAUCCAUAACCCCACACCCUCAAUAACAUAUUUUUCCACUACAUGUCGAUAAGGGAGGAAAUCUGGACAUGCUGUGAAAUUAAAGUAUUCUAUAUCCUGCUACAUGUUGGGGGAGGCAGAAUGCCAUGGGGGAUAGUAUUCAUUAACAACCGUUCAAUAUCAUAGAUUAAUAAGGAGCAUCCACUUAUGAAAACAUGCCAAAUUCAUUGGACAAAGUCAUAGUUCCUAGACCUCUCACUUUAGAAAAAUAUUAAAAGUGGAUGAAUGAUGCUCCGGUGCUGGCUGGUGUAUAACCAUGGACAGAGAGUUGGCACAGCCAGGGGGCAGAAGAGGGGUAAUUAAAUGUAAAAUACAGGAAAGGCACCUAUAUCCAGGAAAUGUAAUUGCUAUGAGGUUUAACGGUGAAUGUGUAAGGCAGCAUAUUGCCUGAACUGCACUACAUAAAUCUACCUCAGACUUCUCGCUUUGAUUCCACUGGCAUUUUGAUGGAGCACCGUAGAGUCAACAUGAAUCAUAAACAGAAGCAUGACUUGACACGUGAUAAAUAUUCAUGUUUGUCUGACAUAACUUAGCCAUGUCAUUAUGCAUGCUCUUAUACAGUUCAGUUUAGCUAAGUGGAAGACAUACAUAAACUUAGACAAUAUUCUAUACAGUACCAAUGGAAUGAAGGCCUAUUUUCCUCUGCUUAGGUCUAUUUGGCUUUCCCUAAUGUCUAAGGAGAGAGGUUCUACCAGUACUGAACCUGUUCAAUCUCCUCUCAUCCCCUUCACCCAUUCUCUGUAACCUGAGACAGAUGGGUAUACCACAGACGACAUUGUGUUCUACUGGCAUGGAGGGGACAAUGCUGUGACGGGGGUGGACAAGCUGGAGCUUCCCCAGUUCUCCAUCGUGGCGCUUCGCCUGGUGUCCAGGGAGGUCAGGUUUACGACAGGUAAGGCCUCCACUACAACACCUCAUAGCUGUGCUCAAAGGGUAUAGUAUGCCAUUAGAAUACAUUAUCAGAAAGACAUUUGAAUGGUCCUAUAUGUACAUGUUAUCUUUCAACUUAACAAUGAUAGAAUGUAGGCUUGCUUGUAGGAUGAGUUAAAUUGUCAGUCCAGUUCCAGUCACUGUUUUGUGUUAUAAAUGUUAUUCCAAUAGCACUUCUAACUAGCUGCUUAACAAUUCUGAGAAGAUGGCCUGCUGAAGAUUUAGAGUAAUCUCUAUGUGACAGUUAACUUGAGUUAAUUUAGAAAAUGUUGCCAUGAUUUAAGUAGUCUUGCCCUUGUGUAUGCACUCGUUUAUUUAGAUUCAUGAGGUAUAGCAGGAAGGACCUGGAGGGAUAAAAUAUGUAUGCCUGGAUAUUGAUUAAUUAAAAGAUUUACCGGACCAGGGAGAUGAUAGGGUCAUUUCUCACUCUGUGCAUCUCACAGUCGAUUACUAUUUAAAUUAAAACCAUCAUGGCUCUCUUAUCACCUUUCUCUUGUUUUGAUAAAGUGGCCAUACAAACUCCCUUGAUGGAAUUAGCUAUGCAUCCAUAGUGGUAAGCAUUCCUCUCUAGCUGAAGUAGGGGAAAGUCAAAGCCACAGGGGAAUAUCCUGAGAUGUAUUUCUCUUUAACAACUUGUUGUUGAGCUUGUUUGAAUAAUCAAUACAUUCAAUGCAACCAAUUAAUAUCUCAUCACAAUGAGCUGGCAUUUUUCUCUGCAACAUGCAUAAAUGUUAAGCGCCAUAGGUUCACCCCACUAGCUUCAUCACAGUCUCAUGUGGGUUCCUCCUUCUCACUUAAGUAGUGAGAAGACGUGCUCUCCAAUUACGGACCUUUUUAAAUCCCCUUUUGGUGCUAUUUAGAGGACAGAGAAAGUGCUAAACAGAGAAAAGCACAGCAGCUUUCCGUGACAAUUCUCACAGGGAUGCUGGAGCUGCCUGCUAAGAUGGGGGUGUUGAGGAAAAAUCUGCCGUGUUUGCGACUUUCUGCCAUGUUUAAUUGGAAUCGAACUUGUCCCUGGAAAGGAAUCCAUUGCUUUGGGGAAAUUAAGUGCUCCGUCUGAACAAAUGGAGAAAUGACUACCCUGCGCAUUGUCAAAGUGCAGACUUUGGAACUCAUAUGUUGCGCCAGCGUUUCUUUUCUUCACUGAUGUGUUUCCUUUGCCCCGCUCCAUCACUCCAUCCACUCUCCUUCUCUCUUGUUCUCUGUGAAAGGUUCCUAUCCCAGGCUAUCACUGAGUUUCAGGAUUAAGAGGAACAUCGGCUACUUCAUCCUGCAGACAUACAUGCCCUCCAUCCUGAUCACCAUCCUCUCCUGGGUCUCCUUCUGGAUCAAUUAUGAUGCCUCUGCAGCUCGGGUGGCCCUUGGUAAGACUCCGCUUCCACUGCAGUGUUACAACACAGAGUAUUCCCAGUGAACACAGUGAGUAAGGUUGUCUUGUAGGUUGCUCUAACAUUGAGGUAACUUAUGUUGCUGCUGCAGUACAAAAUGCUACACACAGCACAAUUGGGAAUGGUCAUAAACAGAUUAGUGGCCAACUCCCACUUACACAAAGGAGCCCUCACAACCACUAAUAAUGUGCACUUUCCAUUGAACAAAUCUCUACCCAGCAGGAACAACUUGUCAAACAACAUUUAGAGGCACACACUUCCCACUCAAAAUCAUUACCUUGCAUGUUGGUCUUCCUGAUGACCAAUACCUUACUUUGAUGGUGAUGACUAUUGAUUUUUUUUUUUACUAAUAAUAAUGUAUUUAUUCCAGGUGUUACAACGGUGCUCACCAUGACAACCAUUAACACCCACCUUAGGGAGACACUCCCAAAGAUCCCGUAUGUGAAAGCCAUCGAUGUCUACCUCAUGGGCUGUUUUGUGUUUGUGUUCCUGGCCCUGCUUGAAUAUGCCUUCGUAAACUACGUGUUCUUUGGCCGGGGCCCCCAGCAACAGAAGAAAAUCCACGAGCGGCUGAACAAAACCAACAACGAGCGCCCGCGAUACGAAGAGAAGCGCCUGAGGGAACAGGUUUGCAUCUUCAGCUGCCUUCUCUCUCUGGCGAUUUUACGCACUCCCUCGUAUGUCAAUGAAAGAAUCCUAGCGUAAAACAAUCAUUGUUUUAUUAUAGAGAAUCACAAAGACUCCAAAACACGUAUUCCCCUAUGUUAGUUUGUCAUUAGACAGUACUUUCACAAGCAUAUAGAUGCCACCUCCACCAUACACAUCCAACAACCAUCCUCCAUUGCUUUUCCUCCAGCACUGACUCUUUGAUUUGAAUGAGCAUAGUAUUUUAUACUGUGGCUAUUUAUUUAACUCUGGAGAUGUGUAAAACUACAUUCUCAUUCUCCACUCAGGUUGUUGUCUAUGUUUUUACUGUGAGCUUGAUUCAGUCUUAUCUCUGUGGUGUCCUGUGAGUUGCAUUUUUGGCAACAUUCACCCACUUCCGUCUAAAAUUUAACAAAUCUUAAUGGGUAUGCAGCCAGAAACAUUAGUAUUCAAAGGAAAAUGCUAAAACGGUCCGACUGAAUUAAGCCCCUUGUCUCUGUGUCUGAAAUAUGACAUGCAAUGCUUAUGCAAAGUUGUUCUUGUUAACCUUAUGUUUAUGCAUUCUGUAUUUUUAAGAAAUUGUGCUUAAUUGUCAGUGUUUUAUAGGCGUUUAAUGUUCUCUUCAUUUUUCUUUUUCCAUUGCAAGGACUCCAUUGCCACGCCGUUUCAAACCAACACCCUCAGGUCAUAUACACAGAGAAGAAAUCUGUACCUCGAGGAGCAAAGAAAAGUUGGGGUACAUGCAUUUAGAAAUCAUGUGAGCUGUGGGACUGCAGCCUAAUAGAGGUCUGAUAAAACGGUUGAUAGAGUGAUGGCAAUUAAUUUGUGUCAAUUUACUUUCAGUGAAAAAGCACCGUAAGGCACUAGCUAUGAGGGAGAAAAUGGGAAAAGUGCAUAAAUUCAGAAUUCUUUAAAGAGGCAUGAAAAGAUUAAAUGGCCUUCCACAUCAUCAUUACAUUUGCUUUAGCUUGAAAAUUGGAAAUGGAAAUGAAACGCUGGGUGGGUGUAGAGUAUUAGUAGGACAGUUUGGGGUAAUGUCACUGUGUUCUGCUUCUCCCUGACGUUCUCUCUCUCCCCACCUCUAUCCUCCAAGGUGGACGCGUACGGGAACAUCCUGCUCACCACGCUGGAGAUGAAUAACGAGGUGAUGCCGUCAGAUGUGGGAAGUAGCGUCAGUGACUCCCGGAAUUCGGUAAUGUCAUUCGACAGCUCCGGGGUCCAGUUCAGGAAGCCCAUGGCUCCCCGGGACGGCUUCAGCCACCACUCACUGGACCGCAGCGCUAUGCGCAGCAGGGCCAACUGUCGGCUACGACGGCGCUCCUCCAAGCUCAAGCUGAAAAUCCCCAACCUGGCAGAUGUCAGCACCAUUGACAAAUGGUCCCGGGUCCUUUUCCCCAUCAUGUUUGGAUUUUUCAACCUAAUCUACUGG